Asterias rubens (European starfish) is the source of this 2424-nucleotide messenger RNA. Its product is annotated as zinc finger protein-like 1 homolog. Lineage: Eukaryota; Metazoa; Echinodermata; Asteroidea; Forcipulatida; Asteriidae. The coding region runs from base 197 to 1195 and encodes 332 amino acids. The transcript has 6 exons. Gene Ontology annotation, cellular component: Golgi apparatus. The record is from RefSeq and is a predicted model, not a curated record.
UCAUCCACCCUCUGCGCGUUUCCCCUCAAACGUGGCAUAGUGUACGCGUACACAGUGUGUAUUAAAUCCCUAUCCGUAUACACAGUGCAGUUGUGUAAAUGACAGGAAGAAGGUGCACUAAAGUAAGGGGAUCUCACCUAAAAUCAGGCGCUGGAAUGACAAUUUUUACAUCUGGCGAGUCGACCUAAACGUAAAGAUGGGUUUAUGUAAAUGUCCCAAGAGAAAGGUCACCAACUUGUUUUGUUUUGAACACCGUGUGAAUGUGUGUGAGCACUGUUUAGUUGCAAAUCAUCCGAAGUGUAUAGUCAAGUCAUAUUUGCAAUGGCUUCAAGAUAGUGACUAUGAUAUCAGAUGCAGUUUGUGCCACAGUGAACUCGCAGAUGGAGAUGUAGUUAGGUUAUUAUGUUAUGAUGUAUUUCAUUGGUCAUGCUUGGACGAGUAUGCAAGACAGCUUCCCCCACACACAGCUCCAGCAGGCUACACCUGCCCCUCCUGUAAUGUUGGUAUCUUCCCCCCUGGUAACAUGGUAUCACCCGUCGCUGAGGUUCUCCGAGAGUCCCUGUCCAGAGUCAACUGGGCGAGGGCAGGCUUGGGGCUUUCCCUUAUAGACGAGCCACACCAGCCAUCACAGAGGUUGCAAAUCGACGAACCUGAAGAAGAAUUGUACAAAACACCACAGAGCAGCAUGACCGAACCAGCUCUGAAGCCGAGUACAGAGAUAGACAGUGCUGUAUACAGGCCUGUGGAAAGCACAGUAUUACAAGCCAGAACAACAAGUAGCAGUGUGAAUAUAGAUAGUAAAACGCCACUACUAACACCAGAGACAUUAUCAAGUGGUCAAUUACCAGCAGCUCACAAGAGACAAGGUGGUAGCAAAGAUGAUGAAAUUGUAGAUAUUAUACAAGACCACGAUGUGGACAAAUACAAGAGACGAAGCGCCCUCAAUUGGUUUGCAAGAUGGUUCAAAUCAAGGUCAGGAAAGUCUACCACAGAUGCCAGUACACCAAUGCGACGCUACGCUAUCCUCCUCAUCCUUGGAGUCAUUGCCUUCUUCACCAUCGUAGUCAUCUUGACCCAGGCUGGCCGAGCCGCCUCCAACUCAGACCCCUUCCUUGAUCCCAUGGCCAACCCAAACAUCAGAGUAGGCAGGAAAAUCCUGGAGCUGGGAUCACAUCUGAGUUUGGAUCUAGUCUGAUGAAAUCUUAACUAUUUAUUCAUAGACAUGGUGAACAAAUUUAAUAGACUCCUUGCAUAAUGCGCGCGCUGAGCUCACAUGCACGUUUUUACGCAUAAAGAACAGCUAUCAUAAAAUAACUUUCCUGUUUGACCACAGUGAGGGCACUUUUUGACCCCAGUGAGGGCACUUUUUGACCCAAGUAAGGGUGCUUUUUGAGCGUGUGAAGUCAGAUGCAAGAGGUCUAUUUGACAUUCACUGGAAGUAACUGGGCGUUCUCAAUCAAGGGGGGGUGUAGAGUAAUUAUUUGUAUGGGUACUUUACAAAGAGAAACGGUUUACAAGAAGUGUUGAGGCAUACACAAAUACUGGUACACCUGUAAUUGUAUUAGUUGAUGUAAUAGAACCAUCAAUUUGUGCAUUUUCCAAUAUUCCAGUCUUUAUUAGUUGAAAAGUGUAUGCACAAAAGAUGUUUUACAUGCAAAGAAACCUAAACUCAUUUUUAUAUAGUCAUUAUUCAAUUUUAAAUAAUUUUCCAACUAGAUAUAAUGAGGAUGAAUUUUCCCUUGUCUCAUUUCAUAGGGAGUGAGGUUGUGGAAUAGGGUUCUUUUCCUUAAUUUUAUUUGUAUUUAGGAUUUUGCAAAAAAGUAAGUUAAAACAAGUAUUCUUGGCUGAAAAUUGCAAAAGAAACAUUUUAUAGGAUAAUAGUUUUUGUUUUCAUAACAGCAUUCCCUUUAUGAAAAAGAUUACACAAUGUUAAGUUUUUGAUGAUAACUUUGACUUCUAAUGUUUUAAGCGCUUUGAGACACACUACAGUGUGUAAAGCGCUUCAUAAAAGUUGAUUAUUAUUUUUUGUUAUUUACUAGUUGAGCUGUUUUAUUCUUGUUGAUGAAGUUGUGACUUCAGAACCGACCAACAGUAAUUAUAUGCAAGUCGUGAUCCCAUCUGCUUUUGCCCCAAUCGUUAAACAAAUAGUACUAAUAAUCAAAUAUUGCCCAAAAUAGUUGUAAGCAUCCAUGUUUGCCUGAAUCUUCUUGCAUAAUUUAUCAUCUUUCACUUAAUAAAAGUUUUGUUUUCCACACUUCAACUUAUUUUAUAUCCUCUGAAAUGUGAAGGUUGCCAUCUUGGCCCCUUAACCAUUUUAACUUAAAUCAACUGUACAAUCAAAAGUGAAUGUUUGGGGUUGUUGGUAUAUAUAUCGUUGUACAUAAUAAUAUGAAACAUAGAACCAUUUACUUGUAAAUAAAUAAC